GUGGUUGCCAGGGUGACAGCAAUACAACAUGGCGGCCGGACCUAGAGGCUCGCUACCGAGGGGGCUUUAGCCGAGGGUCCGCAUCUGGGGACUCUGCCUCAGGGGACUUGGGGAGUGGAGAAGUCAUCCUUCCCUCCCCUUUCCCCCUUUUCUUCCUCCGCCUCCGCCUCAUAUCGGCGAGUGGUCUCUAAGCCACCUCAGCCCUACCCAACCCAGCCCAGCCCGGCCUGGGCCUGCCCGGACGGGCCGGGGCUGAGGAUGAAGAAAUAUAAAGCAAUUGGCAAAAUAGGAGAAGGAACAUUUUCUGAAGUUAUAAAGAUGCAGAACCUAAAAGAUGGAAAUUAUUAUGCAUGUAAACAGAUGAAACAACAUUUUGAAAGCAUUGAGCAAGUGAACAAUCUACGAGAAAUACAAGCACUGAGGCGCCUGAAUCCACACCCAAAUAUUCUUACAUUGCAUGAAGUUGUCUUUGACAGAAAAACUGGUUCUCUUGCACUAAUAUGUGAACUUAUGGACAUGAAUAUUUAUGAGCUAAUACGAGGGAGAAAACACCCGCUCCCAGAAAAGAAAAUAACGAACUAUAUGUAUCAGCUGUGUAAGUCUCUUGAUCAUAUGCAUAAAAAUGGAAUAUUUCAUAGAGAUGUAAAACCAGAAAAUAUACUAAUCAAGCAGGAUCUUCUGAAAUUAGGAGACUUUGGGUCAUGUAGAAGUGUUUAUUCUAAGCAGCCAUAUACAGAAUAUAUAUCUACUCGUUGGUACCGGGCACCUGAGUGUCUCCUCACAGAUGGAUAUUAUAGCUACAAGAUGGAUAUGUGGAGUGCUGGCUGUGUGUUUUACGAAAUCAUGAGUCUGCAGCCUCUAUUUCCUGGAGCUAAUGAAUUGGAUCAAAUCUCCAAAAUCCAUGAUGUUAUUGGCACACCUCCUCAGAAAACUCUUACCAAAUUCAAACAGUCAAGAGCUAUGAGUUUUGAUUUUCCUUUUAAAAAGGGAUCAGGAAUCUCUCUGAUGACACCGACUUUGUCCCCUCAGUGCCUUUCUCUGAUCUAUGCAAUGGUAGAAUAUGACCCAGAUGAAAGAAUCAGUGCCCACCAGGCGCUGCAGCAUUCUUACUUCCGAGAACAAAGGAUAUCAGAGAAGCAAGCUCUUGUAACCCGCAGGAAAGUAGGAUUGGCAGAACAUCUGGGAGAACCAGAAUCACUCAAAAAUGUGUGGCAGAUUUCAAAGGAAGGCAAAAAACAGUAUCUAAAGCAAGUUGAAGGGCACCCAGAAAGGCAGGGGUCUACCUGUCCGGUGGAACUACCCAAACUGAAGGUCUCUGGGGUAACCAAACUCUCAUCCUACUCCAGCCCUACUCUGCGCGCAGUUCUUAGCAGCUCUGGGACAAAUGGGAAAGUACCCAUCUUAAAGCCUCUAAAAUAUAUUGGAACAAACAAGAAGACAGAUACACAGAAGGACAUUAAGUCUAACAUGAAACAAUAUCGUUUGCCCACGAUAGAAAGAAAAAGUGGAGGAUACUGAACAGCUUGUCUUAUUUCCAGAUACAUGGAUUACAAAACCAGAAGUGAAUGGAAGCAGAGAAACGGAAUCAACUGUGCUUCUGGGAUGUAACAGAGGGGCUUUGGGGAGCAGACAAGUUACAGUGCCUUACCUGGAGGCUCCCUGAAGUGUUCUAGGACCUUCACGAUAUAGGCACGAGAUGGUUAAGGGCUAUGUCUAGUCAGCACUUGUAGCUUUCCUGAAAAGAUGUCAAAUGUUUAGCAGAUCAGAAAUGCACUUUGUAUUUGCACCGUCUAAAUGCAUGUACUGUAUUUUCCAUUUGAAUGGAUUUGUGAAAAGCAUCAAAUUCUAGGGUUUUUAUUUCAUUUUAGUGGGGUUAAGACUUUUUUUUUUGGAGGGAGGAGGGCAUUUUGUAAUUUUUUUAUACAAAAGUCAAAACAGGUAAACAAGGUUUUUAUAUUGUGGUGUUUAUAUCUUGGUCUUCUUGAACUGUGAGCUCUGUGCAUUAAUAACUUCAUUUGUUUGAAAAUGUUAAACUUUUAGAACAUUACCAACAGUAAUAUUUGAAAAGCUACAAAGCUCUUGUGUGAAUGUUUAUGGAUUAUGUUAUUGCAAACAAGUGAUUGAUAUUAAAGAAUAAGCUAUGCUAUUUUUUAAAUUCUAAAGAUAAACCUGUGUCUUUGUGAAUCCCUUUUAAACCUUAUUUUAUAGCUUUUGGUAGUAAUGAAAUGUGACAGUCACAAGGACUUUAACAAUGCUUAAUUUUGUUUUAUUUUAUAUAUUAAAGGAAUAAAUAAAAAAAAAAACUUUAUCAUGGAAAUAUGAAUUGUUUUCUGCUAAGGACUCAAUUCUGCAACAUUUGGGUAAGUUCAUUGAUGUAAUCAUUAGAAAUGAAUUUAGGUCCCUUCUCUGAAGAUGCCAGUCGUCCAACUUUGUGUACAACAUAGAGUAAACUUUUUCAUAUUGAUCUCAAACUGAAAACUCCUAAAUUAAAGAUAAAAUGCUUUUCUUCCUUUAUAGCUCAUCUCUCUUUAAAAACAAACAAAUCAUAAUUCAGGUAGACCAAGCCUGCCAUCCUAGUGAGUUGUGAUGAGGACCAAGUGGGCUUAUGCUUAGGGAGGUAACAUUGGGAUCUAAUGCAAAGAAUCAUUAGGUUAAUAGUUCAGGUGAGUAGCUGAAUGAUACUGCUUGUUGAUUAUGACUAUCAGUGACACUGCUGUGAAAUUACAUUGAGGGGGGUGGGGAAUACUAUACAGGUUGUGUUUUCUCCCUUGUUUCUUAACUGCCUCAAUGGAAGCCAGGAUUUGAUUGCUGUUUCUUACAGUAUCAGGCACCAAUAAGCCUGAUAUGAAACAUUCUUUCUCCUCAAAUUUAAAGUUCCAUUAUAAAGAAUAGUGGCAACUUGUUACAAUAGCAAUAACGUGUUUAUAAAACAGAUUAGAGUUUACAUAGCACUUUCCUCGCAACCCUACAUUGAAGUAAAUGUUUUAUCUCCAUUUCAAUGACUUGGCAUAAAUGGAGGUCUUCUAACUACCUGGCUAGUGCUUUUCCCCUCACCAAUGAUUGUUUUGGCCAAAUCACUGGAUAAGAAUGUUAAUUGAUUCAGUUGUCUCCUAAUAUUUUUCUAUUGGGAUAUGUACAUGAAUUUUUUUUCCAUAAGAAAUUUCUAAAAUUUAAAUUUGUUCUCAUUUUGUCUCUUCAUUUCCUAGGUUCUCCAUCCAGCCCUUUUAUAUUAAUCCAAAUUAUAGGUAUAUUACUUUUCCAUAGUACUUUAAAACCCAAUCCAUGAGUAAUUUGCUUAUAUGGAGAUUCUCAGUAGAUUAAAACACUGGCAAGAAAGUUUGAUAACAACUAGAAUUUAAAUUAUGUCAAGAGGGAAAAAAAAUCAGUUUUGACACUGGAUGACACAGAAGUCAGUUUUAACCCUGGUUUUAGAUUAAUGCUUAUUUUUGCAUAAUGCAAAAAGUUUUGUUAGUUAUCUGAUUAAUUGAAAGCAGAGGGACAACGAAACAGGAUAAAUUCAUUUUAUUUUGUCUCUUAUGCUCUGCAGAGCCAAGGGCUUGUGUUAGUUUUGCUCUAAGAACAAGGAUUCCCAAUUUCAAACUUAUAGUUAGGAAAACUUUUAGUGAAUGUUGAAAGGGAACCAGGUUUAUAUACAAAGAAUUUAUAUAUACCAUCAACAGGAAUUUAAAACUAUUAUAGAUACCAUAUCCAAGAGCAGCAUAAACUAUAUUUGUCAUGUAUGAAGAAGAGCUUAUUGAAAUCAUGCAUCUGAGUAUUUUUAACCCCCUUUUAAUUUGGAUGGAGAUACAAACUCAUAUUUUCCAUAACAUUUAUUUGAAAUUUAGCAGUAACAGUGGGGGAGCCUGAGAACAAUUUUUUAAAAUAUAGUUAAAAUGACCAUAUAUUCUAUUUUGAAAAAUUAAGGAUGUUCAAGAAUGAGCAUGGUGUAUGGUAUAGUGGAUGAUGUGCUAGGCUUUGAGAAUCAGGAUUUGAAUCAGGACUCAGAAUGAGUCCUGACAUUUAAUAGCUUUGUGAUCUUGGGAAAGUACCUAACUUCUCUUAGUCUUUGUUUCCUCAUCUGUAAAAUGGGGAUAGUUGCAAUUCCUGUCUCCAAGGGUUGUUGAGAGAUACAAAUGAGAUUAUAUAAAAUGGCUUGCAAAUUAAAAAUUUGCAAAAAAGUGCUAAAUCAGUGUUUUGGCAGCCAGUGAUCGAGGUGACAGUAGCUCUUGAUGAAGUGAAGUGCAGUGCGUUGUUUUGUGAGUUAUAGUGAAAUAAUUUUUCACCACCUUAGUUUCAUUAAACAACUUAGGGUGUUUUAAAGCUUGUACAUAUUUGGGUCCAAGAUCCUAUUUUCUAGUACAUGGAACCAGAGCAAGAAAUAACCUUUUCAUUUUCUAGAAUUAUAGUCAAGUAUUUUUUUUUAAUUUUUUAGUGUGAAAAUAAUACAUGAGGGGAAAGAGAGGAAGAGAGAGGACCCUCUUUUUAUCAGGCCUUCAAUAUUCCAAGCCACGUGUAAUAAAGGGGAAAAAUCUCAGUUUUUUUCCAUAAAUACUAUUAUUAUUACUAGCUUGCUAAUGCUUUAAGGUUUACAAAAAUGCUUUGUAAAUAAUAUCUCACUUCAUCCUCAUGAUUAUCCUGGAAAGUAGGUGCUUUUAUAAUCCUUAUUUUACAGUUAAGGAAACUGAGGCAAUCAGAAGUUAAUUGACUUGUCCAGAACCAGAUUUUUAACUUAGGUUUUCUCAAUUACUAUCCACUGUAUCAUCUACAUUUCUGUAGAUUUGUAAAGUAUUUUCUUUAUGACCUUGUAAUCUAAUGUAAUUUAUUAGUAAUUUUAUUUUACAGAUUGGUAAAUUGAAGUAUAAAGAGGUAUAAAGAAUCACAUAGCUAAUCUAUGUUAAAGGACUCAAAUACUUGAUCUUUUUAUUUUUAUUCAACCAUAGUAUCUAUUUUUCAACCUAAUUAGAACUAGUCAUUUUAAAUAAAAAGUGUAAAUCUUAGAUUGCUAUGCAUGGGUAGGUUUGAAGAGUUAAUUAUGGAUCCUGACCAGUAGCAGCAGAGAGGAACAUUACUCACAUGGUCUCUUAGAUAUCAUGCUUGAAGGGACUUCAGAAGUCACCUAGUUCCACCCUCUCAUUUUAUAGAUGAGGAAAUUGGGGCCCAUAAAGGGUAAGUGACUUUAGUGAGCAUGGUUACUAAAUGUUAAAGCUAGAAUUUGAACUCAGAUCCUCUUCAAAUCCAUACUGCUUUGAAUUUAAAGACAGCUGAAUUCUUUAGAAUGUAAUUUAUGUUAAUUUGUCCCAAGGUUGGUCAGUCUCAGAAUAUCAUUUGAACUAUUCAAGUAUUACAUUUAUCAAACCAAAACCUAAUAUGAUAUCUGUCAUGUGGGAGGUGAUUAAUAAACACUUGAUUAAUUCUCAUCCUUUAUAAAAUGAUAUAAGGGGUUUUUAAUCUGGGGUCAUGAAGCUGGUUGGGAAAAAUAAUUUUUAAAAUUUUCAUUAAUUUCUAACUGAAGUUAACAUUUUCUUCACUUAUUUAAAAACAUUAUUUUGUGAAGAUCAACCUGCAAAAUGUAGUCCAACACACAAAAAAAGGUUAAGAACCCUUGAUAUAAGCAAUGGUGUGCAAAACUUUCAUAAAGAUCUGUAGCACUGUCUGUAGAAAUCAAAUCAAAAUGUUGUAAAUUUGCAGAUGCUGAUGUCCAAGAAACAGGCGUGGGCAAAACUGGUUUACUCUUUCUUCAUCUUCAAAAGAUAAGUAGGAAAAAAUUACAGAGGUAGAACAACUCCCCCCUGCAAGAAGCAAACUCUUAAAGCUGUAGAAGGUAAACAGUAAUUGUUUUGUCAAAGAAUAUCUUUAAAUGGUUCAUUAUGAUACCUUACUCAUAUUCCAGAUGCCAACUAAGGGCUCUCUUGUAUGACAAAAUGAUGCUUCAAAUGAGAUGGUGCUGGCUUGAAGCAAGGAAAACACCAGCACUUACUCGGUUCUCCUCUGGCAUGCAUUUGACAUCCCAGGACUAAAAGUGACCAGUUUACUCACUGGAAAUGGAAAUCCAAGUUAUCCACAGGGAGAAAAGAUUCCAAAAGGAUUCUACUGGAGAGCAGGCAAAGAGAAACAAAAUACCAAUAAACAUACUUAUAUUUAAAAUUUUAGAUGUUAGAGAAAAAAAUCCCCUAAACUCCAAAUAAGAUCCUGGAUAUUUGAAAUAUUGAGAAUAAAAAUAAGAAUAAUAAUA
Messenger RNA from Antechinus flavipes (yellow-footed antechinus), 6232 nucleotides. RefSeq names its product MOK protein kinase (gene MOK). Lineage: Eukaryota; Metazoa; Chordata; Mammalia; Dasyuromorphia; Dasyuridae. Bases 259 to 1518 code for a protein of 419 amino acids. Gene Ontology annotation, molecular function: ATP binding; protein serine/threonine kinase activity. Gene Ontology annotation, cellular component: cytoplasm; nucleus. The transcript is spliced from 14 exons. The record is from RefSeq and is a predicted model, not a curated record. Gene Ontology annotation, biological process: intracellular signal transduction; protein phosphorylation.